UUCGAAGUUCCGAUUGUCAAAUGUCAAAUUGAACGUCAAACAAACAAGAAAAUCGAUUUCUUGACCCAAUUUUCAUCGUGUUUCCUGGAAAUUACUUCACAAAUCCAUGUCCUCAAUAAUGCAGAAGUGUAACGAUGAUAACAUUCCUUUAGCUGACGACGACCCGCAAGUAAUUAUUACAGAUGAUAUGGAAAACAAUCAUCUAGAUCAUGGUCGGUCGAUGGACUCCCUGCCGAGUUCGUAUACAGGAGGAUCUUCCAGUCCUGGCCUGAAUGGACCAGCGAGCUUCGAACCAGACUCCGGAAUCGACGAGCAAGAGGAGAAAGCGAGACUCAUAUCACAAGUGUUGGAGUUACAGAACACAUUGGAUGAUCUGUCCCAGAGGGUGGACUCAGUAAAAGAAGAAAAUCUGAAAUUACGUUCAGAGAAUCAAGUACUGGGACAGUAUAUAGAAAACUUAAUGUCGGCCUCAUCAGUUUUUCAAUCAACCACUCCUAAUGUACAUAAAAAGUAAUCAUUUGUCAUUCUCUCGCUGUAAAAUUACCCUUUUAACUUUUAUUUAAAAUUGGUGCAAUGGCAGAAAUGUUUGGCAUCUAGACACUGAAAUAAUUUAAUGAUCAAAUUAAAAUGUUUUUAAUUGUAUAUUUUACAAGGCAAUUAUGCUUAUGAUACACUCAAAGCAAUUUGUCAUCAUCUCACCACACCAAGGAAUGAUAUUAGUUGAUGUUGUUAGUUACUAUUGCAAUCAUAAUAAAUAAUUUUACAGUAAAAUGAUUAAUUAUGUUUAAAGAAAUAAUUAAGGAUAUGCUUUCCAGCUAAUGUCAAAUUACAAAAAAUAUGUGAUUUUACACAACAUGCUUCUGCAUUGCAUUGGUAAAAGGUGUGCUUGUACAAUUAGGAAUGUGAUUCAGUAAAAUAAAUAUAAUAUUAUAAAUGGAAAUUAAUGGCUCUCAUGAUUUAUAUAUAAAUUUCUUAAUAUAUUGAUCUGAAUUAUUUUAUUAGGUAUAUAUUAUGAGAAAUUGAUUUGUUUUGUUUUUAUUACAUUCAGUAUUAAUAACACAGAAUUACAAGGAAAUAUUUAGUUUUUAGCAAUAUACCUGUGUAACAAAGUUGUUAUGAUCUCUUAAAUCUGUAUAAGUGUAUGUUUUGAAGUUUUAUAUCACCUUGUACCCAAAGUACCUAAUAUAAUGGCCCAAUAAGGGGCCUUGCAAAUACAUAUUUUAAUUAUUGUUCAACUUAAGUAGUGUUUUGUUUUUUACGUAAAUUGUGUGUAAUGUAACAAAACAAUGAAUAAUUAAAACACUGAUAAAUGUUUAUUGGUAUGGUAAAUUAUAUUUACGAGAGUAAUUACAUCCAUAUUCACAAAUGUUACCUAAGGACAAGGCAGUGCUAUGGUAAAAAGUAUGUUACCCAGUGCUUGUAUCAUGAUUGUGUUGUAAUUACUAAAUAUUGUAACAGGAUAUUUCUUUAUUUCACUGUGAGAUAAGCAAAGCCUCAAAAGCCAAAGUAAAAAAAUCUUAACAUCAAGCAUUCGGGAGUACUGUACGUCCUCAUAGUAUUGUUUGUGAAUAUGGGUGUUAAGUUAAGGGUUUCGUGUGCCUAAAGCACUCUCCCGACAGUCUGGUGUGUUUGUAUAAGCCGGCCCUGCCAGACUAACAAACGUAUAGUCAGGUUAUAUAAAAAAAAUGAGUGUUAAUGUGUGUAAUUAGGUGUUCAUGUGUCAGCACUGCAUACAAAUCACAGUUAUAUAAAUAUAUGUAAAUUAUAUAGAGCUUAGCUUUAUAAAGGCUAUAUACACAGGUAUGUUUAGAAAAUAAUUAUAUAUUAAAAUAUCUCAAUUUAUACACAUUUGCAAAUUGGGCGCAAACUACAUAAAUAAUAUGUGGGGCAAUCGGAUAUAUAAAUUUUGUUUUGGAACUAUGUAAAUUACAUUAAUAAACUUUACGCCCUUUGGAAAAAGGUUAACUAUGGAAUACAUAAUAUUAUAUAAUUGUUGAAAUAAUCCAAUUAAUAAAUACCUAUGUAACUACAUUCCAGAUUUUAUUAAAAUAUAGAAUAGUUAAAAAACUGCUCUCAUUCUAAUAAAUCAAAGUUUUAUUUUUAAGCUCUUAAAUAUAAAUUUUAUUUUGUUUAA
Molecule: messenger RNA, 2134 nt
Organism: Manduca sexta (tobacco hornworm)
Lineage: Eukaryota; Metazoa; Arthropoda; Insecta; Lepidoptera; Sphingidae
Product: short coiled-coil protein homolog
Exons: 2
Coding region: 107-514 (135 amino acids)
Cellular component (GO): trans-Golgi network
Source: RefSeq, a predicted model, not a curated record